CUUCAUCAGUGACCUGACCUGUAACAGUAACAUCACCGGCGAAAUCGUUAGCGAAGAUUUGUUGUGCUCAUGGCGAUUGAAACAGUCAGAGAAAAGGUUAUGGUGUUGUGUCACUUGAAUGGUUAUAUUAAGUAUGGUGCUGAUGGCGUAUACUAUGAAGGAUCCAUUCUUAAAAAGAUCACAAUUAUGCGAAAGACUGCCUUAAGCAGAUUGUUGGAUAGGCUUUAUCAAUUGUUUGGAUUAGAUAAGCAGAAAUCAGAGUUCAAAAUCUUCGGUAAGUACCCUGUAGAUGUUUCACCGGAUCUCUUUACGUAUGUACAUUUUCCCGUGUUGAACGACUCUAGUUUGGAGACUAUGCUUGAGGUUCCAAGGAAUCAUCCUUCUGUAAACAAUUUGGAAUUCUAUUUGGAAGCUCAACCAACUUCUGAUGCUGUCGUUGUUCCUGUUACUUGUUCAUCGCCACUGGAAAGUCCUGAUAGUUCCUCAAAAAGACAGAGGAUCACACAACAAGAAAUAGUGGAUAAUAAUUCAGGCUCAGCUGGCAUCUUGGUUAAAGUUGUCAAUUCUGGUGCUUUAAAACCCUGUCUUCUGCCUAGACUGUGGAUUGAUGACGAUCAUGACAUGCAUUUAGGACUGUGUUUUAAAGAUAGAGAUGAGUUAAAGAAGGCAGUGGAUUGGUGGUGCAUUAGAAGGCGGCGAAAUUGUAUAGUAAGAGAGACCGAGAAGGAAAUGUACACGUUUGAGUGCGUAAGAUGGAAAUGCAAGUGGUCACUACGGGCAGCAAGAAUGGAAGAACACGGACUUGUUGAGAUAACCAAAUAUACUGGCCCACAUACUUGUAGUCAUGAGUAUCCAAAUGAUUUUGAGUCAGAGUUUGCAGCAGAUGAGAUUGAACGUGUUGUCAGGAUACAGCCCACACUCUCAAUUGCAGAGUUGAAGAAAUGGUGGAAAGAAAAAACUGGCUAUGAGCUUCAAACUUCCAAGAUGCGGGAUGGGAAACUGGAAGUAAUCAAAAGAGUAUUUGGAGAUGAGGAUCAAAGUUUCAGAGUCAUGCCCAAGUUAAUAUCUGCAUUUCACUCAUCUAAUGGGCUUCUCGUGGACUGGCAAUAUGAUCUUUUUCCUAAUCCUGAUUUUGCAUCCUUCCGUGGCGUGUUUUGGUCAUUUUCACAGUCUAUCGAAGGGUUUCAACACUGUAGACCUUUGAUCGUCGUGGACACUAAAAGUUUGAACGGUAAGUACCAAUUGAAACUGAUGAUUGCCUCAGGAGUAGAUGCAGCCAACAAAUUUUUUCCCCUUGCCUUUGCGGUUACUAAAGAAGUGUCUACUGAUAGUUGGCGUUGGUUUUUCACUAAAAUCAGAGAGAAGGUUACGCAAAGGAAAGACCUUUGCCUCAUCUCCAGUCCUCUCCGGGACAUAGUCGCUGUUGUUAAUGAACCAGGGUCUCUGUGGCAAGAACCAUGGGCUCAUCACAAGUUCUGUCUGAAUCAUUUGCGCUCUCAAUUCCUUGGCGUUUUUCGAGACUACAACCUGGAGAGUCUUGUGGAGCAGGCUGGAUCCACGAAUCAGAAGGAAGAAUUUGAUUCCUACAUGAAUGACAUCAAAGAGAAGAACCCAGAAGCUUGGAAAUGGUUAGAUCAAAUCCCAAGACAUAAGUGGGCAUUGGCUCAUGACAGUGGUCUGAGAUAUGGAAUCAUAGAGAUAGAUAGAGAAGCUCUAUUUGCAGUUUGUAGAGGCUUUCCUUAUUGUACAGUUGCAAUGACAGGGGGUGUGAUGCUUAUGUUUGAUGAGUUGAGAUCCUCUUUUGAUAAGUCUCUUAGUUCUAUUUAUAGCUCUCUUAACCGCGGUGUUGUGUACACAGAACCUUUCAUGGACAAGCUUGAAGAGUUCAUGACAGAUUCCAUUCCUUACGUUAUAACGCAGUUAGAGAGAGAUUCAUUUAAGGUCUCAGAGUCCUCAGAAAAGGAGGAAUGGAUUGUCCAGUUAAAUGUCUCAACCUGCACGUGUAGGAAGUUCCAAAGUUACAAGUUCCCAUGUCUGCACGCUCUAGCAGUCUUUGAGAAGCUCAAAAUCAACCCUUUGCAGUAUGUAGACGAGUGUUACACUGUUGAACAAUAUUGCAAAACUUACGCUGCUACAUUUUCUCCUGUUCCGGACGUUGCAGCUUGGCCGGAAGAUUGCAGAGUUCCAACACUGUUUCCUCCUAGUCAGCAGCUUAGUCCUAACACAUAACUAGUAAGAAGAAGAGCUGGAAGUUAGAUGGAUUUGUGUCAAACCAAACCGAGCAUUUUGGUUGAUUAUACUAGUGACUAUGUAGUAUCUUUUGACUUUAGGAAAGUAGGAUAAGUCAGGUUCCGGUUAUAUAACGGAGACGUUAUGUUUAUGCUUGUUCAUAAGCACUUUUUGGUGAUCCCCUAAAAACCGAUAUGAAAACUAAGCUAAACUGGAUUAGAAAUGUG
Messenger RNA from Arabidopsis thaliana (thale cress), 2456 nucleotides. RefSeq names its product MuDR family transposase. Lineage: Eukaryota; Viridiplantae; Streptophyta; Magnoliopsida; Brassicales; Brassicaceae. Bases 70 to 2229 code for a protein of 719 amino acids. The record is from RefSeq and is marked reviewed. Gene Ontology annotation, molecular function: zinc ion binding. The transcript is spliced from 2 exons.